AGGGUGUAACUAUAAAUUCUGUUUGUUGGGUGAUUAGAGCUUGCUUCUUUGCUAAGGAAGAAAUGGAGCGGUCGGAAAUUAUUAAGCGAUGCGUGUCUUUUUAUGAAGAGAUGAGAUCCAACCAUGAAGAAAGAAUGUUGUUCUUUGUGCUUACGCUGUUUGUUUACUUUAGGGAUAGAACUACUGGGCAACUAUCGUUAGGCGGAAGAAUGAAUAGUAGAAUUAGACGUGAGGCGUUAGAGCGUAUUGUUGGUGAGGGUGAUAGGAUUUGUAUCUGGGAGUUGAGAAUGAACACAAAUGCCUUUGCUAACUUGUGUGAGUUGCUCCAAGUUCAGGGAGGACUUACAGAGGAUGGUCAUGUAAGCCUGCCGGAGCAGGUUGCGACCUUCUUAAUUAUCUUAGCGCAUCACAAGAAAAACCGUAGUCUACAGGUUAGAUUUUGUAGGUCCGGCGAGACAGUGAGUAAGUAUUUUAAUAAAGUUUUGAAGUCUGUAAUACGGAUUCAAGGGAUGUUGUUCACAAAGGAUACACCAGUUGCCGAGGACUGUGUGGACCCCACAUGGAGAAGGUUUAAGGGUUGCUUGGGAGCAUUAGAUGGCACUUAUAUAGAGGUGACAGUCCCCGAGUCUGAGAAGGCAAGGUACCGGACAAGAAAGGGUAAAAUCUGCACGAAUGUCUUAGGGGUGUGUAACCGGGAGAUGGGUUUUGUCUACGUACUCAGCGGAUGGGAGGGUUCGGCAUCUGAUUCACGGGUACUUCGUGAUGCAAUAAUUCGUCGUAAUAGUCUUAAGAUACCCCACGGUAAUUACUAUUUAGUUGAUGCUGGCUACACAAAUGGUUCGGGGUUUCUUGCACCAAAGAGUAUGGAGAUGGAUCCGGAGGAGGAAGGUAGCAUAUUGGAUGAAUUCACGCCCGAUGGAGACGAGGAACAAGAUGGAUUGAUCGAUGUGCAAGAAAUGGAGAACAAGCGAGUGUGGCGUGAUGAAGAGACAUUGGCCUUUGUUGGCUUCAUGGAGGAGUUUGUCGUUGACGGUCAGCGGGCUGAUUGUGGACAGUUUAAACCGGAAACAUUCGAGAAACUGGCUUUGAAGAUGUUGGAGGCUUUCCCCGGUUGUACACUGACCGUGAAGCAUUGCAAGAAUAAGCACAAGCGCCUGAAGGAGAAGUACCAGUACGCCGCUGAUAUGCUUGCUUGUAGUGGAUUUGGCUGGAACAACGAGAAACAAUGUGUUGAGGUUGACAGCAAAGACGUCCUUGAUGCUUGGUUGAAGGCACAUCCGACCAAGUUCUACAGUCCUGGCAAGCCAUUUCCUUUAUUUCACCGGCUGGAAGGUAUCUUUGGCAAGGAUAGAGCCACGGGAGUGGCGGCCGUUAGUGGCUUCGAUGCGGAGGAACAGGUUAACGAAGAGACAGAUGACACUGCUGCCGGAUUUGAUCAGUCCGAGAUGUCUCCACCUCCAGACCAAGACGAAGUUGCAGCAAUGCAACGACAAGCAUCACAUUCUGAGGUCGGUGCGAGCGUGGGAAGCACUAGGCAAUGCGGGAGGAAGAGGAAACAGGUUGACAUCUCGUCGCCGCCGCCAUACCUCCCUCCUCCGACGGUCCUCUCUCUCCAUCGCCGCAUUCUUCUUUGUUGUGUUCUUAAAUUUGUGUAUCCUCCACGCUCUUUUAAUUUGUCGUCGCCUUUCUCGGAUCUGCGCCGCCUCUGCAUCGCUGUUGCCACUCGUCCAGAUCUAUCGUCCUUGCCGUCCAUCCCUCACGACACAGAGUCACAGUACCGUCCAACCCUCUCGACACAACAAAUGAUAAUAAAGAUGAUAAAUCUGAUAGUGGUAAUGAUGGUGGUAGAUAGUGGUAGUUGUAGAUACAAUGGUGUUAUUGGUGAGGAUAAAUUUGUGAUUUUGAUAAAUUUGUAUAUACUAGUGUACUGUUAA
Arachis duranensis is the source of this 1934-nucleotide messenger RNA. RefSeq lists its product as uncharacterized. The coding region runs from base 63 to 1934 and encodes 623 amino acids. The record is from RefSeq and is a predicted model, not a curated record. Lineage: Eukaryota; Viridiplantae; Streptophyta; Magnoliopsida; Fabales; Fabaceae. The transcript is spliced from 9 exons.